Rotaria sp. Silwood1 is the source of this 549-nucleotide messenger RNA. Lineage: Eukaryota; Metazoa; Rotifera; Eurotatoria; Philodinida; Philodinidae. The record is from the annotation of a GenBank genome assembly.
AUGAUAAUUAAAACCGAUUUUACUUCAUCUUCAUUUAUAAAACAAGAUUUAUUUCGAUCUGCUCCAAAUAGCUUACACAUUGUUUACCAAUUAAUUCCAAUCCUAUGUGAAACUGAUGAUCUUUUAGACCGAAAAGAAAUUCGACAUGGACAAUUGCAAUUAGAACAUAAUAAUUCUAUUAAUUGUUUAAACGAUAAAACAACAUCAAUUAAUUGCAAUAAUAAUCAUUUACCGAAUUCUGUCUUAUCAGCAACUAUAUCAAAAAUAUUAAUUGAUAUGUUCGUUAAAGAUUCAAUCAAAUUUUAUGGUGAACAAGGAACUGUCCAUGUUGUAAUUGGUAUAGGUGAUGCUAUAACAAAAAUUAAACCAAAGGAAAAAUUCAUAUUAUUUAAUGUUAAUGGUCAUAAAAUUAUGAUACCUAUGGAUAAAAAAAUAGCACCUAUUGAUAUUCCUGUAAAAUUACGAAAUUCUAUGAAAACACUAGAUAAACAGUUAAAUACAAUUACUACACCAUCUCAAUUUACUACAACUCAACAAGAAGCUUUUUAA